This is a messenger RNA of Tachysurus fulvidraco (yellow catfish), 1624 nucleotides long. It is a transcript of the gene mtx1a, whose product is annotated as metaxin 1a. Gene Ontology annotation, biological process: mitochondrion organization. Bases 43 to 999 code for a protein of 318 amino acids. Gene Ontology annotation, cellular component: SAM complex. The transcript has 8 exons. The record is from RefSeq and is a predicted model, not a curated record. NCBI's taxonomy places the organism in Eukaryota, Metazoa, Chordata, Actinopteri, Siluriformes, Bagridae.
AAAAGAUUAUUUCCGAGUCAAAGUUCAUUUGAGUUAAACAAGAUGGCGGCUCCCUCAGAGUUGUUUUGCUGGAAAGGCAGUUGGGGUUUACCUUCUGUUGAUACUGACAGUCUAAUUGUGUUGGCAUAUGCUCGAUUUGCUGGAACCCCACUGAAAGUUCACAAGAUCUCCAACCCCUGGAGGAGUCCUACAGGUUCACUCCCUGCUCUGAAGACCAAAGAGGACGGGAGCUUCUCUCAACCCGGCAAGAUUAUCAUCCAGCUCAGGAAACAGAAAUACAACGCGGACUACGAUCUGUCAGCAAAAGAAGGGGCCGAUACACUCGCUUUUAUCUCACUGUUGGAAGAAAAGCUGAUGCCUGCUCUGAUUUAUGCUCUGUGGGUUGAUCCUAAGAAUUAUGCUGAUGUGACACGUCGCUGGUAUGCAGAGAACAUCUCCUUUCCACUGAACUUUUUCCUGCCGGGCCGCAUACAGUGCCAGCAGCUGGAGAGACUGCGACUCAUGCUGGGAAACAACACUCUGGAGGCCGGCGAGGAGGCUGAGGAAGAGCUAUACAGUGAUGCUCUGGAGUGCAUGAACCUCCUCUCUCAGCGCCUCGGCUCAAACAGAUUUUUCUUUGGGGACUCGCCCUCCUCCCUUGAUGCCUAUGUGUUCGGUCACUUGGCACCUCUACUGAAGAUCAUUCUGCCCUGCAACAGACUACAGCAGCAACUGAAGGCUCUGGACAACCUGCCCAAAUUCUGCUCUAACAUCCUCUCCCUGUACUUCCCUGAUGAGAAUAGAGAAGGAAUUGGUCAGCCGGCAUCCAAGAUGCCUGAAGGGAGUGACAAUGACCACGAGCCUUACAAGAGACACAAGCAGCUGCUGUCCGUCCUGGUCGCUGUAGCAGCCAUGCUGGGUUACGCUCUCCUCACCGGCAUUGUUGCUAUUGAGCAUGUUAAAGAGGAGAGGACAACAGGAAACUCCUCCAUUGAACUUCAGGAUGAAGAGGAUGCGUGAUGGAGGGAGAAAUGGGAAAUAUAAGAGGACACUUUAUUUUUCUGGUGGACAGGAAUUUUCACUGCAGCUUCUUACUAUGAGGAAGUUUAAGAUUAUCACGUGUCUUUUUCUAAUCAGAGAAAUAUGAAUAGGAUUUGGGCUUUGCUUUUUUCCCCCCUGCAUAUAUGACAAUCCAUGACUUUUUCCAGUUCAUCCUAUUCUAGAUACUACAUUAGUAACAUUAGCUUUUCAUUGCACUAAAUGUGAAAUUUAUUAUUAAAGUUACUAUGUUCUGUGAUCAGUGCUAUCAGUGCAGUAUCUUUUAUUUGACAUUGGGUUCAUUAGUAUAUGUUUUGGUCAAAUUCCAUUGGUGGACCAAUUAAAGUAUCACAGCUCGAUAAAUAAUCUCUGUUCCUAGCACCUAGAUGACAAGAUUGUUAGCCUUGCUGCCUUGUUCACUGAGACACACGUUUCUGCUGACUGUUGCAAUUUUCACACUAGUAAUAAUGUUAGUAACAAAGUGCUUAGGUAACUGAUUAAUUAUUUAUUUUGUUUUAUUUUUAGGUUUGUUCCAAAAGCUUUUAAAACACUGUAAGUAACAUUUGAAACAGGAGCUUUAAUAAAGUGUUAUUUGCCUUGUUGCAAA